CGGCGCGAGUGUAAUUUUUUUUUCAGUGUUAUGUCAGUGUGUGUCACAAGCUUGUCACCUUUUUCGCUUUAUUCCGCCGGCUUUUAAGCUAAUCGAACUUUUCGAUGUGUCGUCUGGCAGUGAUCAGAGACUGGUCUCGGAGAGCCCGACCUCUCCGAAGUGUCGCAUCGAUAAAUCAAUGUGAAAGUGACUAGUUUUUAAAACGCUUUUUUGCUCGCCAGUCAGUAGCUAUAUAGAGUGGGGAGCCGUACGGUAGAUAGACACUGGACAUAGGCCGGGCUGCUCUCGCCGUCAGCUUACCUCCUCUUACACGUGUCCGGAGGGCCGAGUGACCAUCCCGGGGCUCCAGUGGGUAAGCCCCGCCGUGACCUUGAAUGAACUUGCGUGGCCAGACAGUUCGUGACCUGAGCGAGACGAAAUAAAGCAGGCAGACAGGGCCCGGCUAGGCAGGUGCUCGCCGCACAUCUCCCAGAAUGCAGCUCUAGAGGCGGCCAUCUUUGUUGUUAUUCUUUGUCCAAAUGUAAACCCAGGCGGAGAAGCUUUGAUGAUCGCUCUGGCACGAUGUCACGGAGAAAGCAGGGAAAACCACAGCAACGAAAGACAAUUGAUUCACUGGAAGAUGAACUUGAUCUGAUAGUUUGUGGGGACUGCCAGACCAAUUUCCCUCUCCAAGACAUCGUCAAGUUUAUCCAUCACAAAAUCCACAAGUGUAACAAGGAGAAUGUGGUGCUUGUGGAUGGGCCAGAGGAAGGGAGUGACCAUCAGGACUCAGACACAGAGGAGGAAAUGUCCGUCAUCGGCUCGCGCACCCCCAGUAUCACAGCCCCCAUCGUGCGCAAGGAGAGCACUGAACUCCGUGAGUCCUCGAGGGUCAUCACCCCACGCCAUUUAGAGCCAAUGAGGGACCGAAACAGCUUCGACAACAUCGAAAACAAAGAAACAAAACAAGAUGAAGAUGUGAAGAAGGAACGGGUCCCUCCUGAACCUGACAAACUCCCUCUGAAACCAGAACAUGUGGACGCGGAGUCAAACACUACUAACUCAGAGCCUUCUAAGUUUUUAUGUGGAACCUGCAAACAGACGUUUAACUCUGCCUGGUUCCUGCUGCAGCAUGCUCAGACCGCCCAUGGCAUGAAGAUCUACAUCCAGCAGCCUCAGACCAGCCCAGCUGUAUCCAGAGAUGCUACCCCCAAACCCCAGGCCCACACCCCAUCAAGCCCUCCUCCACAGAUUGUGGGCCACCCGAACACCUCCCCACAUAACCCCUUCAUGUUUCGCCUCCCCUCUGGCCUUCACGAAGUGUCACAGGCUUGCUCCCCGGUCAGCCCUUUCAACCGUCCACCAGGGCACUCCAAUAUACGUUUUGAUCUGGUAAUGCAGAAUGAUCCUUUCCAUAGAAUUGUUGGCAUGCCUGGAUUUGAACCGCAUCAUGCUCCGCAUCAUCCAUUUCACAAUCCAUACGUUGAGCGGCCACAGCUACCCCUGGGUGUGGGGUUAGACUAUUCACAACGACUGCGUGAAUUGGUCACCUUAACAACUCCUUCACCCAGUAAGAAACCUCCUCAGUCUUUCUCUCCAGCUCUCUCCCCUAUUAGCGUAGGACCCAGCACUGGAUCCUUUCCCCCAGAAGAUAUGUCACAGAAACAAGGGGGUCCUCUGUCGCCUGGCAAGAUGAACUUAAAGUCGUGUGAAUUCUGCGGUAAAUGUUUCAGAUUUCAAAGCAAUUUAAUUGUACACAGACGGUCUCACACGGGUGAAAAACCGUUCAAGUGCCACCUGUGUCCCCAUGCGUGCACACAGGCCAGCAAGCUCAAGCGACACAUGAAGACGCACAGCAGCAAGUCUCCUUUAUCUGGCGCAUCGCAGGCCUCCAACACUUCGAUCCACUCGGAAGGAAGCAUUGGGUCUUGCGACAGUCCGUCAGACUCCCACAAGAAAGGGGAGUUCGGGGAGGAGCUGGAGGAAGAAGAGGAUAUGGAGGAAGACGAGGAUGAGCUGGAGGAAGAGGAGGAGGAACCUGAGGAAGAGGAGCUUGAGGGAAUGGAUGGAGUGGACAGCAUGGAUAGGCUGGAAAACAUGGAUGAGCGGGAGUCUGAGGCAGACUCCAACGAGAACGGUGGCAGAUCUCUCCUUGUUGACCAGAAGGAUAGAACAAACCUGUCUCCAAAUGCAACAUCCCCAUCCAACCAUACUAGAAAAGCCGUGGACUUCAGUCUCAACUCUAUUUCCCGACACAAGCCGUCGCUUCUAAGAGAUGUCAUGACUGGCUCAGGCCUAGGCGACAUACAACAAUACAGCGAGGCUUUCCAACAGGCUCUUGCAGAAAACUGCACAGAUGUCAAGCGCUCUACUGAAGGAGAACUUUCCCAAAACGGUAUUAAGGAUGAACAGCGACAUCUAGCCGACUCUGUAUCGCCCAGUCGCCAACAUCGUGACAUCGACAUCGAUGAAGAUAACCAACCCAAUCGCAUAAAGCGAGAACCCCAAGAGAGAAUGCCGCAAAGUGUGGAAGCAUUUUACGCAGCGACCAGUAUGUGGUACCCCCCUGCAGUGCCUCAUCCACGGAAUUUCUUCUUGGGUCACCACCAGGCAAUGCCUUUCCAGGACCGUGAGACGAAUCAUAACUCAUACUUAUCAAAACCACCAGAGAGUGCCUUGAAAACUAUAUCCUGUAUUGCAACACCUGGAACAAGCAAUAGUGCCCAUAAUGGUGGAACACCUAUACGGCGGAACGACAAGAGGAAUGAUACCUGUGAAUUUUGCGGUAAAAUUUUUAAGAACUGCAGCAACCUGACCGUUCACAGGCGCAGUCAUACCGGUGAAAAGCCCUACAAGUGCGAGUUGUGCAGCUAUGCGUGUGCCCAGUCCAGCAAACUCACACGCCACAUGAAGACCCAUGGUCGACAAGGCAAGGAUGUCUAUAGAUGCAAAUUCUGUGGGAUGCCGUUCUCUGUGGCCAGCACAUUGGAGAAGCAUAUGAGGAAGUGCAUGGAGAACCACACCGGCACCCGGGGCUUGCCAGAUCCGGAUACCGACACAAACAGCACCACAGCCUCCAACUUAUAGCUCGACCAGCGUGUAGAGGGCGCUGUUUUCGGGCUGAGCGGCGAGGCUGGCCCUGGCAUAUCGCUCCAUCUAAUGGCUGGGUAAAAAUAUGGCAGAUGACAAAAAGCUCACCUUUAAAAAAAAAGACUUGUAAAUGUUGUGAAUUUAUCCUUGUGUUUAAUCUAACAACCGUCUGUGUUACACUAGCGCGGGUGGUACAUGUUUUCUACACGUUGUUACUAGUAGGUAUACCUUCAGUUAAAGUUAAAACUAUAGACAUGUAAAGGUAGUUGACUAACUGUACUGUUUGCGAACUAAUACUCAAAUAUUGUGAGAGCUCUAGGAGAGGAACGUAACAUCAAGCAGAUUGCACAAGAGACAUUAUAUAUAAACUUUCUCCCCCUGGCGAACAAAUGGAAACAAAAGGGAGAGAACUGGACCGGUGGUCUCAUGACUGGCAAUCAUAUCAGAUGGGUUGACACGGUUGUUGUUUGUCAAUACCACAUUGUACAUACAUAUAUAGGGAUACACAUGGUUUGGUGCUUGGCAUCGUGGGAGCUAACAUAACACACAUUUUUAAUGUACAGAUAACUAUUGUUGUAGAGAGAGUUUUAGGAAACUUCAGGAUGUUUUUCCCAUACAGUUAGAGUUAACGUUAUUGAAGAAUUUUUGCACAGCCUUUUUUUUUCCUCAUUGGAAUACUGUAUGGAUUUCAUCAUCUCGAGCACUAUGCACAUCGUUCAUAAUCAUUACCGGGUCCUCAUGACAUACGCCUACAAAGAACACAUAACUAUUAUUAUUAUUACUACUAUUAUUAUGGUGCCACUAGAAUGUCAUCGUUAAGGAGUUAUCAUUUCAGAAGGAGAAGUGGCACUGAAAUGCUGUGAUAGUGCCAUUGGGGAAACCGACAGAUUGACCCUUUUUGAAAACCUGAUUGAAUUUUGCUACCUGAAUGUCUCAUGGACAACACAUGCCAUGGGGAACUGGCUUCAAUGAUAUUCAUUGAGUGACAUUGUCAGAUCCACAGAAAGAUCAGGUGCUACAUCAUACUGGGGACACAAAUGCAUCCACAGAUCCUCAGAGGACGCAUACAAGAUGUUUUCCAUUAUGGGGAAUUGGCUUUCAAAUCGGGUCAUUCUUUAUUGUAUAGAGAAGGUUCUUGUUUUUUUGUGUGUACAAAAUGCUGUAUAAAGUUUUUGUUUUCUUAGUGCUUGUGAAAAAAUGUUGGAUAGAUGCUUAUAUUUCCAAAUUGUCUCAAGUUUGAAAAACUUUUAGGGCGUGUUUUUUUUUUUUGUUUUUUUGAAUUAGUGCUGUGUUUUGCAAGCUUAUCUGUGUCUUGCAGUUGAAUAGGAUAAGUAUUCUUCAUAGUUUUAGCUAUGGCGGAUUAAAACAGUAGACAGGCUUGCCCAUGGGCAAUGUUUGAUUAACAGAAGCUAAGGAAAGUGCUGUUGAGCCAUGUCGUACUGAGGUCUCUUGAGUUCUCUGCUUUUCUGUGGUACUAGUUGAAUACCACUAUUCCAAAUACAGGUAGGUUGCAGAGGCAAUGUAAUGCCUGUACUGAGAUGUAGGGGGCCUGUGAAGUGUCAGAUGCUAGUGUUAUGGAACAUCUGGUCACUAUGGCUCUGCUGACUGACCAGAACAUGUUUACGCUUUCUAAGAAUUGUGCUUUGUUGUGGCAUGGUUAAUUGUGGGUAAUGGAGGAAACUCCAGUGACAAGUGCUAUUGUAGGAAUAACCCUCUUUCUCCCUUUUGUGUCCUUAACUUGCACGAAAAACAUUGGGCCAGUGCUGAAUCAUGGUGGCCAUUUUGUUGCUAAUAUCUCAACCAUGCAGAAUUGUAAUUCUCCUCAGCCAACUGAUCAACAUAAAAUGUUCAAUGGAGAAAAGAGUGUAAUCAGAGCUCAGAACAUUUCACCCUGUCCCAGUCAUUCCUUGUAUCCAAGCUUGGAGCAAAACACAACAAACAAAAACAAACGUUGUUUUAAAACCGGUCACUUGAAAGCAGUUUAACUGUUCUUGGGAUGCCUUAAAAACAUGGAUGAGUUUAAAAGAAAACCAUUUUUGUUGUCCUCUGCGAUAAGUGCAGUGACUACAGGAGAAAUAGUUAAUACUUAUUUCAGAAAGCAGGAAAAAGUACCGCGGGUGUUUUAAAACAAAAUAUAUAUGUAUAUUGAAAAUAUA
Molecule: messenger RNA, 5225 nt
Organism: Liolophura sinensis
Lineage: Eukaryota; Metazoa; Mollusca; Polyplacophora; Chitonida; Chitonidae
Product: B-cell lymphoma/leukemia 11A-like
Exons: 3
Coding region: 562-3066 (834 amino acids)
Biological process (GO): regulation of transcription by RNA polymerase II
Cellular component (GO): nucleus
Molecular function (GO): RNA polymerase II cis-regulatory region sequence-specific DNA binding; DNA-binding transcription factor activity
Source: RefSeq, a predicted model, not a curated record